This is a messenger RNA of Manacus vitellinus (golden-collared manakin), 666 nucleotides long. RefSeq names its product guanidinoacetate N-methyltransferase (gene GAMT). Gene Ontology annotation, molecular function: guanidinoacetate N-methyltransferase activity. Gene Ontology annotation, cellular component: nucleus; cytoplasm. Lineage: Eukaryota; Metazoa; Chordata; Aves; Passeriformes; Pipridae. The record is from RefSeq and is a predicted model, not a curated record. The transcript is spliced from 5 exons. The annotation marks the transcript as partial. Gene Ontology annotation, biological process: creatine biosynthetic process.
UGGUGGGGGCAAAGGGGCACUGUGGGAUCAGCCAGGGGGGCAGCAGGUGACAGGGACACGGGGCUGAGCUCAGCGCCAGCGGCGUCACACGCUCCCAACCUGCCCCAAAAACGCCCAAUUUGGGGAAAGAACAAGGCAGAAUUCGGGGCUGGCGGGGGUCCAAGGCAGAGCAAACCCAGGACUGUGUGUCCCUGGGGAUGCCUGGCCCCCCCAGCUGCCCUCCUGUCCCCAGGUGGGCGCGUGCUCGAGGUGGGCUUUGGCAUGGCCAUCGCCGCCUCCAAGGUGCAGGAGUUCGACAUCCAGGAGCACUGGAUCAUCGAGUGCAACGAGGGCGUGUUCCGGCGCCUGGAGCAGUGGGCCAAGGCACAGCCACACAAGGUGGUGCCCCUGAAGGGGCUGUGGGAGGACGUGGUGCCGACGCUGCCGGAUGGGCACUUCAGUGGGAUCCUGUACGACACGUACCCGCUGUCAGAGGACACGUGGCACACGCACCAGUUCAACUUCAUCAAGGGUCACGCCUUCCGCCUGCUGCGGCCCGGGGGGGUCCUCACCUACUGCAACCUGACCUCGUGGGGGGAGCUGCUGAAGAGCAGGUACAGCGACAUCGAGAGGAUGUUUGAGGUGAGGCUGUCCCCGUGUCCCGCCGUAAGGGAUAAAGUCCAUUAA